AUGGAUGAUGUGAAGCUUUGUAGCCGACGCAAUGAUGAGCUAAAAACGUAUAUUAGUAACUUUGCCAAUUCCAUUAUUGAAAAUCGUGCUAUACGAUCUCCACAUAGUCAACAAGAAUCACAAAAUGUGGAAAACAAUACUGAUUAA
This is a messenger RNA of Funneliformis geosporum, 147 nucleotides long. The record is from the annotation of a GenBank genome assembly. Lineage: Eukaryota; Fungi; Glomeromycota; Glomeromycetes; Glomerales; Glomeraceae.